CACUAACUAGACAAUAAUAAGAUGUUUAAACGCACUGAUUGCUUUAAAAAAAAAAAAAACCCGGAAACUGACUAUAAAGAUUAAGCUUAGCUCGCUAAUCCUGAUAAAGCUAGCUGUCGGUAGCUAAAGCUAACCAACUUACCGGAGGAAACCUGGCGUUGUAUUUCUUCUUUUUGCUUGGCAUUUUAAAAUUAUUUUUCUAAUCCCAGAUUGAAUUUAUUUAUUUAUUUAUUUACGUCUUAUUAUUAUUUACAAUCCUUCUUCUUUUCCCCAGGUCACUAUUUCGGUCUGUGCGGCUUCUUUUUCCUCUUCCAGCCGAAUUCACGCUAGCGCCGCUCAAGCCACAUUCCAAUACACUCACUUAUCCACUCAAUUGGGAGAAAAGUCCGUCUUCUGAUAAACACAGAAUCAUGCACUAGCUAGGCGCCCUAGGCAGGACACACGCAUGCGAAUCGCAACACCACCCCCAAUUCCGUUUUCCAGUGAUUCUGAAUCAAGCAAGUAGUGGGAGUGUUGUGGAUUUUUGUUGUUUUAUUUAAGUCGGCGGCUAAUUUCUGUCUACAAAUCUUGAGCAGUAUGUAGAAUCGGUUUCAUAUCGGUUCACUUGUGAUUAAACGCCGCAGUCCACCAAGUCGCAUCCAGAACAGAAGAUGGAGGAAGAAGACGACCAUCCUCAAGCUCUUUCAGCAGAGGAUUAUGCAGCCGAGGCUAUGGCGGCCGAUCUAUGUCCUUGGAUUGAAUUCGACGCCCGUAAAACUCCCAGAGCCGAGUUCCCCAGUUGGUUGGAGUCCAAUCGUCCCUCACAGGUGAGCCGCUUCGGGGACGACGUCUCGGGUCCUGUAGGGUGGAUCGCCGUGUAUGGCACCAGCCACUGCCCGAGCAACGGCGACGUCUUGGGCUUGCAGGAGAGCUGGGAAAGACUUCUCUCCAGCGGCCGAGCUGUCACUUUCCAGACCAUUAAAGAGCUCGCUCUGAACCACAACGUGCUCUCGGGGAAAUGGCUGAUGCACCUGGACACAGGUUUCAAAGUGGACCACGCGUGGGAGUGUGUAGCAAGAGCCAUCCUGGACGAGAAGAUCUCCAACGCCAAAGUGAGCCCACGCGAGCCCAACUCGGACGGACGGCACGUCAUUUGCGUCUACAACGAUAACUUCACCGAUGAAGAACAGGUGAUGCAGCUGGACGCAGCCAUCAGGGCGACCGGCAUCAAGUGUCCUCUGUCUUACAAACCAGACGUCUACACCUAUCUGGGGAUUUACAGGAAUAACCGCUGGAAGCUGUGCCCCACCAUUUACGAGAGCAAGUUCGAUCUAGAGUGCGUGCCCCGGCGCUCACACAUCAUCAACAAAAUCACCAACUUGGAGGUGACAUAAGCAGAUGAAGAAAACUCCUCCAGCAUUGAGGACUGUCCUGAUGGUACUGAUGCAUGUGUGGGUGUGUGUGAGUGACCUCAGAACAACGUGAAUCUUCUCUCUUUCACCUAAAAUAGUUCCCUGUUUCUUUUUGUUUGGCUUUUGUUUUAAGCCAAUUUUAAAGAGAUUGUAGUAAUUUACAAAUAACUUCAUCUCUUCCUUACCAUGAUGCCAAUUACCAUUAAUCAUUUGUGUUGACUGAUGAGGAACAAAAAGAUUACACAUGUUAUGUUCAAUAAACAGGUGUGAAACACU
Messenger RNA from Neoarius graeffei (lesser salmon catfish), 1667 nucleotides. RefSeq names its product chromosome 3 C11orf68 homolog (gene c3h11orf68). Lineage: Eukaryota; Metazoa; Chordata; Actinopteri; Siluriformes; Ariidae. The coding region runs from base 651 to 1373 and encodes 240 amino acids. The record is from RefSeq and is a predicted model, not a curated record. The transcript is spliced from 2 exons.